Messenger RNA from Linum trigynum, 510 nucleotides. NCBI's taxonomy places the organism in Eukaryota, Viridiplantae, Streptophyta, Magnoliopsida, Malpighiales, Linaceae. The record is from the annotation of a GenBank genome assembly.
AUGUACUUUAUGGUCUACGUUGAUGAUCUCUUACUUACUGGUAAUGAUUCUAUGGCCCUGGCUGCUUUUCAAGAAGCGCUCUCUGAUCGGUUUUCCCUCAAGUCCCUUAGCUCGGUUCAUUAUUUCUUGGGUAUUGAAGUCAUUCCCACUCCCACUGGCUACAUUUUGUCUCAACAAAAAUACAUGGAGGAUGUGCUUCAUCGCUUCUCCAUGAACGAUGCUAAUCCAGCUACCACUCCUUUGGCGUCUUCGGUCUCGCUUUCUCUUCACGAUGGGAGCUCUCCCACUGAUGCUACUCGGUAUCGCCAGGUGUUGUGCGCUCUUCAGUACUUGACUUAUACUCGUCCCGACAUUGCCUUCGAUGUCAAUAAACUCUCCCAGUUUAUGCAUGCGCCUUCCUCCAAUCAUUGGCAAAGUGUUAAACGAUUACUGCGUUAUGUCUCUGGGACGCUCUCUCAUGGUCUAGCUGUUUGUCACUCUUCUGCAGGGACGAAGUCUGCUUCUAUCUAG